Molecule: messenger RNA, 312 nt
Organism: Drosophila hydei
Lineage: Eukaryota; Metazoa; Arthropoda; Insecta; Diptera; Drosophilidae
Exons: 1
Coding region: 1-312 (103 amino acids)
Source: RefSeq, a predicted model, not a curated record
AUGCAACACUUUGCUAGCCAGUGCAAUUUGUGGACCCUGCUGUGCUGUCUGCUAUUCCAGUUUCUCUACACAUUGCUCAGUUUUCCUGCAACGACGACAAAGAUGCAACCGCAGCCGCAGUCAAGGGCACUCGAGACCAAAGAGCAGUUGCGUCGCCCACGCGACCACGGCCAGGCAAAGACGACGGCCUAUGAGAAAGUGGAGCUGCUGCAUCGUCUGCUCGUCCAACAGCAGCUGCAGCAGCUGGAGCAGCGGCGUCUGCUGAGGCUAGCGCUGGCGCGACGGCGACUCGAGUACGAGUUGAGCAAUUAG